UACGAUAAUGAGAACAUGGGGAAAUAUAUUUAAUUUUCUUACAUUUUCCAUUUUCAAUCUUAAUGUUCCCAAACAGAAGUAAUUUUGUGUAGGAUUUAAUUUAUUUCUUUAUUUUGGAGACAUGCUUGACAGGCUUUGUGAGAUUCAUCCGAAUCUUCUUGAUGUUGACAGCAGCAGCUGGAUUACAUCUGCCAGCUGUUGUCGGACCAAUCCGGAGCGUUUUCAUCACUCGUCUCCAGUGUCGGCAUUGGUUCUCCUCAAACCCGAAUCCAAACGAACACCAGCACACAAACAUGUCUGUCUAGAGCCCCGACACCGAUAUUUAUCCGUCCAGUAAUGUUGGGUUUAGGAUGAUAUGGGUUCGGCGGAGGAUGUGACAUCUGUCCGCGGGUAUCAUGAGGAUAUUAACGGCGUCCGGGCUGUUUCUGGCCUUCUGUUCCAUCGGGCUCUUGAUUAUGGCCAUCAGCACUGACUACUGGUAUGUGACAGAUGCGCGGAAACACAGGGACCGAUGCAAGAAAUACGCCAGUAAGAGAAACGACCCGGGAUACAUCUACAUCUCAAAUUUAAACCUCCCUCUCCGGAUGCGACCGAAAGGAGCCGAUGUGAUACAGCUGGAGCCCGCAGCUCUUCUGCAGGAAUCCCUCAAGCCCGAGCCCGUCAUGGAGUCGCGCUGCAGCCGCCACUACAACUCAACCAAAACCGGACUGUGGAGGAGAUGCCAUCGAGAAGGCUUCGACCUGGAGAAUGAAGAUCUGAUAUUUAAAGGUUUGCUUCAGCGCUGUACACCAGUGAAGUAUUACUACUCCUCGGCCAGUAUCCCACGAAAUCUGCCUUUGAACAUCACCAAGACUAUACGACAAGACGAGUGGCACUCUCUCCAUCUGCAGCGGAUGACGGCAGGUUUUAUAGGUAUGACUGUUGCUAUCGUUUUGUUUGGCUGGAUCAUCGGUGUGUUGGGCUGCUGGAAAAACAACGAGCUCAUGCAGUAUGUGGCUGGACUGCUCUUCCUUAUGGGAGGUACCUGCUGUAUCAUAUCUCUGUGCACAUGUGUGGCUGGUAUUAAUUUUGAGCUGUCGCGGUACCCACGCUAUCUGUACGGCCUGCCAGAGGACAUCAGUCACGGCUACGGCUGGUCCAUGUUCAGCGCGUGGGGUGGUCUGGGUCUGACGCUGCUGGCUGGGUUUCUGUGCACGCUAGCACCCUCUCUCCAAAGUCCUCAGAUCACUUCCACCAUCACAGUACACAAACCGCUACAAGAGAACGGCAUAGUGUGACACCAUACCCUUACACACUCCUGCGAGAAUGCAUAUUAGCAAUGACUAAAUCAUACCGAUGUAGACAAGUGUCUUUACAUGUCAGAAUAAAUUACAAAUAAAUCAUUACAAAUGCAACAGACAUUGUGCAGAUACACUUCAAGACCUUCACUAUGGCAAAACAUAAUAAGAUUUACAAGGACUGAACACUGUGAAAAUAAAUAACGAAGUGAUCCAGAGUGCAUCUGGUGUUGAGGAGAACCAUGCACAGCAAGGCAUCAUUUUCUUAAUUAGUAUUUUCAGAUUUGUUUCUAGUAAAAAUUCCUCAAAGGUAUACUUCAUCUAAAAAUGAAAAGUUUGUAUGACUUUCUUUUAUCCACAGCACACUACAGAGCCCCUUAGAGGACAGGGAGGGAAUUUAUUUUCUGAAUUAGUUUUUAUGAGUUCCCUCAAAAAAAAACAAUUGUUGCCAAUAAUUAUUGCGUUUGCUCACAAUAUGUUUUGUGUUGCCUUGCAAUAGUUUUACGCUCUCUUGCAGUAAGUUUUGUGUUCCCUCACAAAUAGUUUUAUGUUCCCUCAUGAUUGUUUUGCUUUUGAUCUCACUUGUUUCUUUGUUUGUGGCCUUGGAAUGUUUUGAAUGGCCCUGAUCUUUUCAACUUGUGGGUUAAUCUGUCCAUGACCAAGUUGGUAUCCCAAAUACUUCACCUCUGUUUGUACCCACAAGCAUUUAGUUCCUGAAGCCUUCGUAAAACAUCACUAAGAUGACCCAGAUGUUCUUGCCAGGUUCCACUAUAUAUCACCACAUAGUCUAAAUAUGCUGCUGCAUAUUGUUCACACCCAGCAAGGACACUAUCCAUAAGACUUUGGAAUGUUGCCGGUGCUCCGUGUAAACGAAAAGGCAUCACAUUAUACUGAUAUAUAUCCCUGUUGGGGCACGAAAAGCAGUGUAGGGCUUGCAAGAAGGGUCCAGUGGCACUUGCCAAUGCCCUUUACAUAGAUCUAAGGUGGUCAUGUAAUGCACUUUUCCAAGCCUUUCAAACAGCUCGUCUAUGCAGAGCAUUGGAUAAGAUUCAAAGCAGGAUACGCUGUUCAGUUUUCUAAAAUCGGUGCAGAACCUAAGUCCACAAUCCUUCUUAGGGACCAGAAGUAUGGGACUUGACCACUCACUUUGGGAUGGUUCUAUGAUUCCCAUUUCCUACAUCAGCUCAAUCUCGGUCUUCAGUUUCUCUACUAUCUUCGCAGGAACUCGAUAAGGCUUCUGCCAAAUUGGAGAUGUAUCUUUCAGGAUGAUAUUUUGUGUGAUGACUUUGGUACAUCCUGGUCUUUCCUGGAAGAGAUAAGAAAAAUAUUGGUGUACCUUCGCUAAUUGUUGUUGGUCACUCAAGUGUGAAUGAAGGCACAGAACCUCCCUUGAUGGUCGAAUUGGUUCCAUCUCUGCUUCAUCUUCUUCAUGCGCUACCUCCCGCACCAUCAUCACCAUUUGAUCCUUAGGAUCAGGCACACUCUCCUUAAACUCCCUCAACAGGUUGACAUGAAGGAUCUGUUUAGGAAGUUUUCUUUCAGGACACAAGUCUCAUAUGUUACAGCGCCCAGUUAUCUGGUAACAACAUACAACAUUAACCUUGCCACUUGGUCAAUAAUUUACAGUUACCUGAAGGUAACAGUAAAAUGACUUUCCAGGUUUUAUGUCCCUUUCCCUGGUAUAUGUAUCGUAAUAUACCUUCUGUUUCUUUUGGGCAGAGUGUACAUUUUCCUUGGCCAUAGUCCUAAAUUUCUUUUCCCUCAUCUGCGAGAUGUAAGAAACGAUACUGUUCCUCUGCCGUCCAUCCCUCUUUGAGCAGCACCAGGGGGGCUUGAACAUGCCUGCCAUACAAAAGCUCAAAAGGAAAGAAACCAGUUGAACAUUGGGGAACCUCUCUGUAUGCAAACAGAAGAAAAGGAAUCCAUUUAUCCCAAUCUUUACCUGUCUCAUCUACAAACUUUUUGUACCAUUAAUACACUCAACUAAACAGUUUGAGGGUGAAAUGGUGUCGUUCGGAUACCCAAAUACCCAGUUGGUUGUACAGUGACUUCAUCAAAUUAGCCAUAAAAAUGUGUUCCUUGGUCAGUGAUAAUCUCAGAAGGAUUCCAACCCUUGAGAUCAAGUCAAUCAAGCAUUUCACAAUAUGCUUAACCUGGAUGGAAUGCAAAGGGUACACCUCAGGAUAUCUAGUGGCAUAGUCGCAAAUUACCAGAGCAAAUUUGUUACCUGAACUACUCUUCACUAAGGUGACUACUAUGUCCAUACCUAUCUGUUCAAAUGGAGUACCAAUGAUAGGUAAAGGUUGCAGAUAAAUUUGUUUGCUUUAUGGACAGGAGCUACCAUCUGGCAGAACAGGUCUUACAGCAUUCUUGUAUGUCCUGAUACAAUUUAGGCCAGUAGAAUUGUUUACGGAUUCGCUCAUAGGUUUUCUGCUGACCUAAAUGUCCUGACCAGGGAAUAGUAUGACCCAGAUGUAAAAUAAUUGUAUGAAGUUCACUAUGAAUGACCAAUCUGGGACUCUGGGAAAUUUUGGCUCUCCCACAAGUUUAUCCUCUACCUCACAUAUUUUUUGAAACAAAGACUAAAAUUGUCAGGGACCCGCAAGUGAGAUUCUUUCAAAUCAGAUUCAGGGCCUGGGAGACUUGGAAAGAUCUCCUGGGCCUUAACUUCCCCCCUAUGUUUUUCUUUACACCGUUGUCUUUUCCUCCUUUUAACCUUCCCACCAGUAUCAAACAAAUCUGUGUGAGCCUUCAGAUGGGGUUGUAGACCUUUGAUCUGAGAUCGGGUAAUGGUUCAUGUUCUCAGUGCGAGAACAUAGCCAUGGCAUCUUUGCGGUCACAGCUUUCUUUCCUCAUGAGAUAAAGCCACUUCAGCUGUGCCCCGCACCGCGCCUCCUUCCUACGGGAUUGGGGCUGGCGCGGCUGGCGAUGAAGGUGAUUUGGGGCGUACAGUGGGCUCGGUUUCACCAGGUAAAUCCCCACGAACCACCCGCCCCCCAGCAUGCUCAUUUGCUUCCGUUCGGGCUCGAGGUGAGAGCGGCUCGCCUUACGGCCAGUCUGUUUACUCCCUCAGACCCCGCGAGCUGGAUGAUGAUUUCGCUGCUGCAUCGGAGAGCGUCACAGCGGCGUCUGAUGCUGAUGACUCGACUGGGCUGCCACCUCCGGGUCUGCUCGUCCAGUCUGAGCCUGAUGCGCAGAUGACCGCUAUGCUUGCCCGGACCACCGUGAGUGCGGGGCGGGACUGGAACGCCGUCCCACCCCUCAAGACUAGACGAUUGGUUCCCCGGGUCAGGGUGCCACUCACAGCCAUAAUGCUUGUAAUCAGUUUUGUGUUCCCUUGCAAUAGGUUCCAUAUCAGUCCCUUACUAAAAUUAACCAUGGAUUUACUACAGUUACAAUAAUUAAACUAUGGUAUUUGUUGAAAAACCAUAACCACGAAUUGGAGCAUGGUUUAACUAACCAUAUUUAAACCAUUUUAUUUGUGGUAAAACCAUAGUAAUGAUGCAGGAAAACCAAAACUAUGGAAAUAAAAAUAAAAAUAAUUCUGCCAAUAAACAUGUUUAGUUUUACUAUACCAUGGUUAAUUUGUGGUACAUGUACCAUUGUUUUUAAAACCAUUUUAAAAAUGGUUACAAGUCAAGUUUGCUUAAAUUUUACUACAGUGAAACCAUGAUUCAUUUUUGUAAGAGCAUGUUUUAAAACAGUAUUACUUGUACCAAAAAAUAAAUAUGGUGUUGUUAUGGUAAAAAUGUUUUUUUUGGGCAGAAUGAUUAUGAUUUUUAUUACUAUAGUUUUGAUUUUGCAGUAUUAUUACUAUGGUUUUAUUUCAAAUAUCCUGGUUAAAAUAUGGUUACUGUCGUUAAACGAUGGUACAUUUUGUGGUUACUACGAAUUUACUGCAAAUACCAUAGUUCAGCCAUACGUACUUGUAAUACUACAUAAAGGAUCGAUAAAGCUUUUGCAAGGGAAAGCACAUUUUAUUGUGAGGGAAAACAAAACUAAUACGAGGGCAAUGCAAAACAAUUUCAGAACUUAUAUUCCCUCCCUGUCCUCUAAGCAGCUCCUUAGCAAAUAAAAGGAGCAUAUUCAAGAUAUAGUCUCUCAAAGCAAGUCUUAAUCUCUUAAUAUCUUACACAAUUUUGAUUCUUAAGUGUUCUGUACUGUAGCUUAACUAGUACAGAAUUGCGCUAUAGCUUCAUAAAAGUCACUUUGGAUAAAAAUGUCUACCAAAAGUAAAAUAGAUUUUUGUUUAGAUAUUUUACUGUAAAACAGGACCAAAAUAUUGAUUAAGAAAAUUAUGUUUGCAAUGAAAGCACAAAAGCAGACAGACAGACAGCUGAGAUUUUUAUUGAAUAUUAAUGGUGUUUCUGAUGGUGCUCUCACUCUGUCUUUUGCCUGUCAUUUAGUUUGUGUGUUUUCCUAUCUGUCUCUGUGUUACUGAUCGAUUGUCUCUUGCUCUACCUCUCUCCAUCCUACUCUCCCUUGUUUCUGUCUCACAACAGAUUGAAAAGUGCAAUCGUCUCUGAGAAUGUCAGAUUCAUCUUUUGUUCAGUGAUCUGUUCUGUGUUUUGGACUUGCCUGCUGCAUAGAAACGAGAAAAACAAAUUAAGGCACAAAAAAUAAACCCUAUUAUUUUCAGUGACUUCCUAUAUAUAUGUUCAUUUUAAUUUUAUGUAUUUUUUUUUUACAAUAAAACUAAAGAUGUCCUACAGCACAAGCAAAGUGAAUUUUUGAGGCAAUAUGUGAAAAUGAUCCAACCUCAUUAUCGAGGAGUCUUUUGAAAUCCAGUGUUAUGAAAUAUUAGAAAGAAAAUGGUUUGUUUAAUAAGGUUUAUGAAAAUAUUUUGUAAUAAAAUGAUCCUGAGUCAUCUCUUGUG
Xyrauchen texanus (razorback sucker) is the source of this 6153-nucleotide messenger RNA. Its product is annotated as transmembrane protein 178B-like. Gene Ontology annotation, cellular component: membrane. NCBI's taxonomy places the organism in Eukaryota, Metazoa, Chordata, Actinopteri, Cypriniformes, Catostomidae. The coding region runs from base 396 to 1277 and encodes 293 amino acids. The record is from RefSeq and is a predicted model, not a curated record. The transcript is spliced from 4 exons.